CUUGUAAGCCUGGGCACACAGUCAGACACCGCCUCAAACUUUCGACAUAAUUAAAGCCCCACUUUCUAUAAUCUCUCUGUAAUAAUAACUGAACUGUCUUUCUAAACUUACCUCUGAACUCCUCCUUUUGCUUAAUCUAUGCAAUACUCGUGUACUGCAUUCCCGUACAGCAUCUUUUUCCAUUCUUGGAGUGCCCAUCUGAUUCUCUCCUUCUUUUUCUUGGAUUAUCUUGUAUUCCUUUUCUGAUGCUCUUUUAAUCUUGUUUCCCAGCUUUCUUUUUUCUGUUACAACUCUCUUGCUUAGAUAUUCGGACAAUAUGAAUGAGCUUUGUGUUUGGUCUUUGUUGCUGCUACUUCUUGCGGGGAGUUUCUCGAAUGGGGUUGGCAAUAAUGUUAAUUUGUCGAGACCAGCUGUUGUAAAUAUAGGAGCUGUGUUCACUUUUGAUUCUACCAUUGGCAAGGCCUCGUAUUACGCGAUUAAGCAAGCUGUGGAUGAUGUCAACUCGAAUUCUAGUGUUCUUCAUGGAACUAAACUUCAUGUGGAAAUGCGAAAUUCGAAUUGCAGUGGCUUUCAUGGCAUUAUUGGAGCUGUGCAAUUCAUGGAGGUCAAUACUGUUGCUGUGAUAGGCCCACAAUCGUCUGAAGUAGCUAAUGCUAUGACAAUUGUUGCUAAUGAACUCCAAGUACCUCUCUUGUCAUUUGGUGCUACAGACCCCACUCUAGCCUCUCUCCAGUUUCCUUUUUUUGUCAGGACGACACAGAGUGAUCUGUACCAGAUGACUGCAGUAGCUGACAUUGUUGAACACUAUAAUUGGAAGCAGGUCAUUGCGAUAUUUAUUGAUGAUGAUUACGGAAGGAAUGGGGUAGCAGCCAUGAAUGAUGCACUUGCAGCAAGGCGCUGCAAAAUCUCAUACAAGGCUGGGAUUCCUCCUGGACCUGGUAUCAGCAGGGGCGAUAUUAUGGACAUUCUUGUGAAACUUGCAGUGAUGGAUUCUCGCGUAAUAGUUUUGCAUGUUUACCCUGCAUUGGGCUUCACAGUUUUCUCUGUUGCACAGCAUCUUGGAAUGAUGGAUGGUGGUUAUGUCUGGAUAGCAACUGAUUGGCUCUCAUCUGUUUUAGACUCCGUACAACUUUCUCCUGAAAAGAUGGAUUCAAUGCAAGGAGUUUUAGUUUUGCGUCAGCAUACACCGGAUUCAGAUAGAAAGAGAACAUUUAUCUCUCGGUGGAACAACUUGACUGAUGGUUCUGUUGGGCCUAAUAGUUACGCCCUUCAUGCUUAUGAUAGUGUUUGGCUUGUUGCUCAUGCUAUUGAUUCAUUUUUAAAUCAAGGGCAUAUUAUUUCUUUUUCUACUAAUUCUAAACUGAGGUCUGGAGGUGGUAAUCUUCACCUUGAGGCCAUGAGCAUUUUUGAUGGAGGAAAGCAUCUGCUGAGGAACAUAUUGCAGAGUGACCUCAUGGGCUUGACUGGGCGUAUUAAAUUUAAUACUGAUAGGUCUCUUUUUCAUCCUGCAUAUGAUGUUAUUAAUAUAAUUGGGACUGGUUUUCGGCAAAUUGGUUACUGGUCUAACUAUUCUGGUUUGUCAACAUUACCUCCUGAGACAUUCUACUCAAAUCUAGCUAAUUUCUCAAUUGCGACACAACAAUUGCACAGUGUUGUUUGGCCAGGAAACACGGUGGUAAAACCUAGAGGAUGGGUUUUUCCAAACUACGGGAAGCUACUGAGAAUAGGAGUGCCUAAUCGUGUGGGUUACCGGGAAUUUGUAUCCAAAUCGCUACGCACUAAUACUUUUAAGGGGUUCUGCAUAGAUGUGUUCACAGCGGCUGUGAAUUUGCUACCAUAUGCAGUUCCAUAUGAAUUUAUCUCUUAUGGAGAUGGCAAAGAAAACCCAAGCUACACAGGGCUGAUUAAUGAAGUUGCCAAUGGGUUUUUUGAUGGCGCGGUUGGUGACAUUGCCAUUGCCAGAAAUCGAACAAAAAUUGUGGACUUUACACAACCAUUUGCUGCAUCUGGGCUUGUUGUAGUCGCUCCAUUCAAGAAGUUAAAUACUGGGGCUUGGGCAUUUCUACGACCAUUUUCUCCACCACUGUGGGGUGUAAUUGCUGCUUUCUUUCUUGUUGUUGGUUUAGUUGUUUGGACUUUGGAGCAUAGGAUUAAUGAUGAGUUCAGAGGCACCCCUAAGACACAACUUAUAACCGUUAUAUGGUUUAGCCUCUCUACUCUAUUUUAUUCCCACAGAGAGAGCACCGUGAGUUCCCUUGGCCGGCUAGUUCUGAUUCUAUGGCUAUUUGUUGUUCUGAUAAUUAACUCAAGUUACACUGCUAGUUUGACAUCUAUACUUACUGUGCAACAAAUGUAUUCUCCAAUUCAUGGGAUUGAAACCUUGAAAAAAAUUGAGGAACCUAUUGGAUACCAAGUGGGAUCUUUCGCUUACCAUUAUUUAGUCGAAGAAAUUGGUAUUCCUGAAUCAUUACUUAAACCCCUUGGAACACCAGAAAUAUAUUCUUCACAGCUCGAACUUGGUCCGAAGAACGGAGGUGUUGCUGCAGUGGUUGAUGAACGUCCAUAUGUAGAUCUUUUCUUGUCAAGCCACUGCGAAUUCCGAGUCAUAGGUCAGGAGUUCACCAAAUCCGGAUGGGGAUUUGCAUUUCCGCGGGACUCUCCCUUGGCAGUGGACUUGUCUACCGCAAUAUUAACAUUAUCAGAGAAUGGAGAUUUACAGAGAAUUUAUGACAAGUGGUUGUCAAGAAGCACAUGCAGCUCAGAGAAUGCUGAAAUAGACUCGGAUCGCCUUCACCUGCAAAGCUUCUGGGGACUCUUUCUCGUAUGUGGGAUGACUUGCUUCGUUGCCCUUCUUAUAUACUUCUUGCAGAUUAUGCGCAAGUUUUGCAAUUCCAACCCUGCUGAUCCUGAGUCAGAAAGCCAGCGUGAUUCACAUUCUAAUCGUAUUCAGAAAUUAUUGUCAAUAAUUGAUGAGAAGGAAGAUCCAAUGAAGAGACGGAGUAAAAGAAGAAAAACGGAAGGUCCUGAAGAUGAAUAUGCAAGUUCGGAAUUGAGAAACAAUGAUGAGCCUGAGAUGCAAAGACUAGACCACACAUUUUAGUUUUGUUUUAACAACAGUUAAUAUAUUUUACUUGAUUAACGAUCUAUUUUUAAUAUCUAAUAGUUCUAAUUUGUCUUGAUGAAA
Daucus carota subsp. sativus is the source of this 3184-nucleotide messenger RNA. Its product is annotated as glutamate receptor 3.3. Gene Ontology annotation, cellular component: plasma membrane. The record is from RefSeq and is a predicted model, not a curated record. Gene Ontology annotation, molecular function: signaling receptor activity; ligand-gated monoatomic ion channel activity. Lineage: Eukaryota; Viridiplantae; Streptophyta; Magnoliopsida; Apiales; Apiaceae. Bases 317 to 3100 code for a protein of 927 amino acids. The transcript is spliced from 6 exons.